AAGAGGCCCAUCCAGCGGUGCGCGCUGCAUGCUGGGUGUCGUUGUUCUCCAAACGGCUUCGCUAGCUAGCGCCCCGCGGAGGGGUGUGGUGCCAGGCCUCGGGGACCGCUCUGUCCGCGCGUCGCUUCGCGCUCGUUCCCCGUGUUAAUUCCUUUCGGAUUGCAGGCCCUGACGUGUUUCAGCCAUGUCUGACAAAAGUGAGCUGAAGGCGGAGUUGGAGCGCAAGAAGCAACGAUUAGCUCAAAUCAGAGAGGAGAAGAAGAGAAAGGAGGAAGAAAGAAAGAAGAAAGAAACUGACCAGAAGAAAGAAGUUCUUCCAGUACAAGAAGAAUCUGAUCUUGAAAAGAAAAGAAGAGAAGCUGAAGCAUUACUUCAGAGCAUGGGGUUGACACCUGAGUCUCCUGUUGUCCCUCCUCCUACCUCUCCGUCUUCCAAAUCUGUGAGUACGCCAAGCGAGGCCGGGAGCCAGGACUCCGGGGAUGGUGCUGUUGGAUCUAGGACGCUGCAUUGGGAUACUGAUCCAUCAGUUCUUCAGCUCCACUCUGAUUCCGAUCUGGGGCGUGGACCUGUUAAACUUGGAAUGGCUAAAAUUACACAAGUUGACUUUCCUCCUCGAGAAGUUGUUACCUACACAAAGGAGACACAAACACCUGUUAUGACUCAGCCCAAGGAAGAUGAGGAGGAGGAAGAUGAUGUGGUUGCACCAAAACCAUUAGUUGAACCUGAGGAAGAAAAAACAUUAAAAAAAGAGGAGGAGGAAGAAGCUGCCCCUCAUGAACUCACAGAGGAGGAAAAGCAACAAAUUUUGCAUUCUGAAGAAUUCUUAAGUUUUUUUGACCACUCCACAAGGAUUGUUGAAAGAGCCCUUUCUGAACAAAUCAACAUUUUCUUUGACUACAGUGGAAGAGACUUAGAGGACAAAGAAGGAGAGAUUCAAGCAGGAGCAAAGCUGUCCUUAAAUAGGCAGUUUUUUGAUGAACGUUGGUCAAAGCAUCGUGUUGUCAGUUGUCUGGACUGGUCAUCUCAGUAUCCAGAAUUACUUGUAGCCUCUUACAACAACAAUGAGGAUGCGCCUCACGAGCCUGAUGGGGUAGCCCUUGUAUGGAAUAUGAAGUACAAGAAAACUACCCCAGAGUAUGUCUUUCACUGCCAGUCUGCAGUGAUGUCGGCUACAUUUGCAAAAUUUCACCCCAAUCUGGUGGUUGGUGGCACUUACUCAGGCCAGAUAGUGCUGUGGGAUAAUCGCAGCAACAAGAGAACCCCAGUGCAGAGAACGCCACUUUCAGCUGCUGCUCACACGCACCCAGUGUACUGUGUAAAUGUUGUUGGGACCCAGAACGCUCAUAAUUUGAUUAGUAUCUCAACUGAUGGGAAAAUAUGCUCUUGGAGUCUGGAUAUGCUUUCCCAACCACAGGAUAGCAUGGAGCUGGUUCACAAACAGUCCAAGGCUGUGGCUGUUACCUGCAUGUCUUUCCCUAUUGGAGAUGUCAACAACUUUGUUGUUGGCAGUGAAGAAGGCUCAGUGUACACUGCAUGCCGUCACGGCAGCAAAGCUGGAAUCAGUGAGAUGUUUGAAGGACACCAGGGACCAAUCACAGGUAUCAACUGCCAUGCAGCAGUUGGACCUGUAGACUUCUCACAUCUUUUUGUCACCUCUUCUUUUGACUGGACAGUAAAGCUUUGGACAACGAAGAAUAACAAGCCUCUCUACUCCUUUGAAGACAAUUCAGAUUAUGUUUAUGAUGUGAUGUGGUCUCCAACUCACCCUGCCUUGUUUGCCUGUGUGGAUGGGAUGGGCAGGCUUGACCUGUGGAAUCUCAACAAUGAUACUGAGGUUCCCACUGCAAGCAUCACAGUGGAGGGCAAUCCUGCUCUGAACCGUGUGAGAUGGACACAUUCUGGGAGAGAGAUUGCUGUAGGUGACUCAGAGGGACAAAUAGUUAUAUAUGACGUGGGAGAGCAAAUCGCCGUUCCUCGCGGGGACGAGUGGACGCGGUUUGGCCGAACGCUGGCAGAAAUCAACGCCAACAGAGCUGACGCCGAGGAGGAGGCUGCGACCCGCAUCCCGGCAUAGAGCCCGCCAGCAGGCUCCAGCUGCACUGGGGAGCGACAGGAUGCACAGCCUAGGGUUCAGUUCUAAUCAUAGCUUAGGGGACGAAUAUAUGGAUUCAACAGUGGACUUUGAAAUGUAUUAAGAGCACUGAAAAUCAGAUCUUGCAUUGCUAUGUUUUAUAUAUAAAUUACAAGCACAUUCUUGGAUUUGUGUAACUUUUAAUACAGUCGACUUUGACUUUGCAAGGAUCUUUUGCUGAAACACUAACCUGGUAUAAAUUUGCUACUUGGCUUCUGUAAAGUCCAAUCUGAAACGGUAUCUUUCUGAAAAGUAAAAGUUCUGCUCCUAAAACUCUCUGUAUUACAGACUAACCUUCACUAGGUAGUAAAUCUCUGAAGCAUUCUUUAAUUUGAAUUACUCGAAUUACCCAUGAUAUGCAUGCAUAUGUUCCAAGUUUCAUCGUUUAUAUAUAGAUAAGCCUCAGACUCUGGUAGUGGGUAAUAUAUGUGAAUAAAAAUUUGUCUGUAGUUACAAACUUACAUGAUAAUCAGACCUGAAUUAAUCAAAUACAUAUUUAAUACCAAUUUCCUUUUGUUUGAAUUGGUGCAUUAAAAGUUGAAACUGAUUCAUAAAUAAAUACUAUACGAGCACUUGUCAGCUGCUCUGACCUCUAAUCUGUGUCCCUGCAGUAGUUGAAGAUUUCUGGGAGCUGAUCCUUUUGUUUUACUACACAUAUCACAGGCUUGUUUUUUACCCCCAACCACCCCUUACUGCCAUGGCAAUUGGCCAAUAGCAAAAAGGCUCCUGUUAUCAAAUUUUUCUUUUCCAAAGGGUAAGGAACUUGACUUAAUUUCUAUAGCAUGAUGAUUUUCAUUCUGUAAGACUUGCUAAUAAUUUCCCCUACUAAGUUAAAGAUUUUCAUUGUUAUUAUUGAUUAUUAAUAUUUUUGUUAAAAUUUCUUAAUGGCUGAAAACAGGAUGGUUGGAAUUUCUUUUAAAGGUUACUUUUUUUUCUUUCUUACCACAUUAUGCAGUUUUCUAUCAGGACAGGUUGCAGGGGGGCUGUUUCUUUUGGGUUUUUUUUUGUAAUAAAUACUGUGAGUUUUACUAAUUAGGCACUAAAUUAGUUUGUAGCCUUUAAUUUAGGACUCUACAUUUGUUUUUAAUCUGUUACAAGCUUAUUGUUUUUCCAGAAGAGCUGGUUUUAUAUGCUUAAAAAUAGGAAAUAGGUUUAUAUUCCUUAGUUUCAUGUCCAGGAGUAUUGUCAUCAUUUCUUUGUUGUUUAACUUUUCUGUUUAGUUUGGAGGUUUUUUUUUCUCUCCUUGUCUUAGUUCUGUUAUUGUGAGCAUCUUCUAGAGACACAGCAGUAACAGCAGUUGUCUUCAAAAGUUUUCUUUUUUGGUGGGUCUGGAAGUGAAACGUGUUUAGGCUUUCAUUGGUGUUAGUAUUUCAAGAGUGUGUCCCCCUCUUUUUUCAAAGCAGCCAUGCUGCUCUGCUUAGUUUGCAGACAUUUAUCCUCUGUGUUCUCCUCACCCCUACAGCAGACUCUCAGCGGAGAACCAUGUGAACUGUGUAAAAGCAGGCACUUCAGGAGAUAGUUUGUACCUUUAGGCAGAAGAAUUCUUAACAAGCAGAAGAUGUCUUGGCUGGGUGGUUUUAGAGAGAGGGGGUGCUUGGGUUUUUGGUUGGUUGGUUUUGUGGGGUUUUUUAUUGUGAUUACUUCUCAUUGAAUAAUACAUUUCCCUCACACUUUUAUUUUCAGAAAUCUAGUAGGUAAGGCUUUCUUUUGCAUACAUGCAGGUCAUAUGGCAUUAGCUUUGUGUUGUUUCAACCUUGUAAUAAUUUUCAGUUAUUAAAUUUAAUACUACUUUA
This is a messenger RNA of Oenanthe melanoleuca, 3924 nucleotides long. RefSeq names its product dynein cytoplasmic 1 intermediate chain 2 (gene DYNC1I2). Gene Ontology annotation, molecular function: dynein light chain binding; dynein heavy chain binding. Bases 185 to 2074 code for a protein of 629 amino acids. Gene Ontology annotation, cellular component: cytoplasmic dynein complex. The record is from RefSeq and is a predicted model, not a curated record. The transcript has 17 exons. NCBI's taxonomy places the organism in Eukaryota, Metazoa, Chordata, Aves, Passeriformes, Muscicapidae. Gene Ontology annotation, biological process: transport along microtubule.